Molecule: messenger RNA, 1092 nt
Organism: Guillardia theta CCMP2712
Lineage: Eukaryota; Cryptophyceae; Pyrenomonadales; Geminigeraceae
Exons: 16
Coding region: 45-896 (283 amino acids)
Source: RefSeq, a predicted model, not a curated record
AGUCACCAGAAUCCAUGGUGGGCUCUUCGCAAGAUCAUGGGAUUAUGAGGCGUGCAGCCCUGACCUCGUUGCUGCUUGUUGGAGUUGGUCUGGUCGCCAUGGUUCUCGUAGCCCAAAAUGACUCAAAAUCAACCCUGCUUACUGUGAUAGGGUCUUGGGCGGCAGAUCAUUCGUCAUCUGCUGGAUCCAAACUUCAGAUCACACACAAUCUUCUUUCUGCUGUGGAGGAGCGUAAAGAUGAAACUAGCUUUUACAGCGGUGAAGCCAACAAAGAUAUUGGGAAAUCGAGCACAACCAGGACAAAAUCUGUAGCCAGCAAUAUGUUGAAAGUGCAACAAAGCACCUUUUCUUCUGGAUCGGCAAUGCAGAUGCUACCUCAAGUGAAUGUUGCGAACCCCAGCCAGUUCAUCCAAUCAGGGACGAAGUCGGCAUCAAAAGGGUCAAACAGCAAACCUGAGUCCAACAGUGAUCACUUCUAUCAUCCGCAAGCUAUCCGCGAAGUCCAAGAAGCAGUCGUGGAACAUGAAGGAAGAAAACCAGUGGGCAAGGUCACCAUCGGGUCUUGGGCUGCAGACCACCCAAAGACAACUCAAUCGUUGCAGCAAGGGAGGGUUCUCGAUCAUUUACACAAAGUUGCGGUUGUACAGGCUCUAUCAGCCAAAGCGGUGGUCCCAGAGAACAACAUCCAACAGCUAGUGAACAAUGCUGGAAUGCAACAGCCUCGAGUAGUCAAGUCACCUGCGAUUGGCUCAUGGGCUUUCGAUCACUCCAGCUUGCAUCAAGUGGUUGAAGACGCUAAACAAAAGGCUCUGCAGGCUCUCAAGAACAAGUUUUAUCACACACCAGAUGUCAGCGAGAUAGCGACAGCCAUCGUUUCCCACGACCAUACGAAGUGAUAAGCUUCAGUCCGACAGAAAAUCCAGAAAAAGACGUCUUUCAUCAACAUUGCAUCCAUGAAAGAAAUCGAUGAUUGAAGCUACUCGAUGGACGAUGUGAGGCAAAAACUUGUGAAAUUGUGUAUAAAAAGCUCGUUGUACAAGACAGGAAAUCUUAUUAGUUGAAAACUUUUUUGGAAUGAAGGCGGUUGGGAUC